UGCCGUAAAUCUGUGAAGAAGAAGAAAAGCAGGAAAAUGAACGGCAUCAACAGCAGGAGCUCGUGUUUACUUGUUUUCUGACGUGUUUUCUUGAUUUCUGGCGCAUUUCUUGUCGUGGGAUAAACAUUAUUUUAUAUCGUGUUUAUAAAUGAGUGAUGGAAUCAGUUCACCCUCCCGUCCAUGAUGGCGCUGAUGUCACUUCCUGGGUGUCGGUUUGUCCUGGAGGCCUCUGGAAUGUGCAGCUGAAGCGAAAACUUACAAAAAGUCAAAGUCUGUCAAACUCUGGUGACGUUACAGCGCGUUUGUCCAGUCCCCGUCCACAGCUGGGGUCACUGUGUUACGUCCGAGUGCAGCUCAAAGCUGACACGGGUGAAACUGAGAGUUCAGAGUCUGAGCCCGUCGAUGAGAAACUGUCAGUCACUGAGGUAGCAGCGGCAGAGGUCACCACCUUCCCGAGGAGCCAGGACUCUGUGCUGCAGGUCCCACUGGGCCACUGGAUGACGCUGAGGCUGGGGGAGGGUCAGUGUGAUGUCACAGAAGCGUGUGUGGAGGGAAUGAGGGCCAGAGAGACGUGUGAGAUUCUGCUCUCACCGGUUGGAAAUGGAGUCGAUCGCUGUCCUUCGCGAGCCACAGUUGAACUCCGUGGUUUCACGCCAGGCAAGGAAUCCUGGGAAAUGUCAGCGGGGGACAAGUGGGAGUGGGUGAGGUCACACAAACAGAGGGGAGGAGUGAGGUUCAGGAGCGGGGACGUGUGGGGUGCUGCGGACAGCUACAGCCGAGCACUGAAGCUGCUCAUUGCUCUCUACGGCCACGCCACGUCGAUGGAGGAGGCGGAGUCUAGAGACCCGACGACGACACAGCAGCGACAGGAACUUCCCUCCACGGACGAAUUAAAACAAGUCAAAGCGGAGUUACACUCUAACCUGUCUCAGUGUCAACUCAAACUCAGCCGUCCACUGCGAGCCCGAGCGAACGCGGCCAGAGCCUCGGAGCUGGAGCCAGGUGGCGCUAAAGCCUGGUACCGCCUGGGUCAGGCAUGUUUGACGCUGAGCGAGCUGGAGGAGGCGAGGCGGGCGUUUGGGCGCCUGCUGCAGCUGCAGCCGCAGUCGCCUGCCGCACUGAGGGCACUGAAGGACGUGGAGAGGAAAGAGAAGGAGACGGACGCAGAAUUAGGACAGCGACUCAGCAAAAUGUUCAGCUGAAGGCCACAAAAUCUACGCGGGCGUGACUCCAUUCCUUCGUUGUGAGGAAUAGGGAAAGCUGAGUCGCAGUGCAUUCCAUUUAUGUCGGAAUGACAUCGGAUUUAUCUCAGGCUAGCCAUCAUUAGCUUCUGUUAGCACACUAAAUGGUAUCAGUUGUAAAUGAGAACACGUUAAUCUCUGUUAGCGGGGUAUGCUAAGUCACCAACCCAACUAUGUUUGUUUUCAUUAUUAGUUGGGAAUGCGGAGUCAGCAUUCCAUUAAUGACGGCGGUCGGAACUGGGAAUGUCAGAUGUCUCUCAGGCUAGCCAUAGUUAGCCUCUGUUAGCGCCUUACAUCAGAUACUGUGAAUGGUUCCUCUGUUAGCGGGGUAUGCUAUGCUAUGUCACCAUCCCCUUAGCACGAUAACGCAGUAACAUCCAGAUAUGACCCAGCAUAUCUGGAUGCUGUUUUUAAAAACUUAAAAGUAAAUUAUUAUUAAAAAUCUGUUCUUCUCAAAAAAUGCUUGUGUUUUAUCUGGAAUAAUCAGGAUUAAGUAAUAAAGUUUUCUGAAAUGCA
Molecule: messenger RNA, 1757 nt
Organism: Solea solea (common sole)
Lineage: Eukaryota; Metazoa; Chordata; Actinopteri; Pleuronectiformes; Soleidae
Gene: fkbpl
Product: FKBP prolyl isomerase like
Exons: 4
Coding region: 156-1202 (348 amino acids)
Molecular function (GO): protein binding
Source: RefSeq, a predicted model, not a curated record